GGGAAAAAAACUGGACCCAGGCAGCCCAGACAGAGACAGAAACAGCCGGAGAGAGAGAGGAGAAGCCAAUCUCGCCUGCGAUUGUGGCCGGCCGGCGUCGUCCCGUCCGUGCUCGGCGAGAUGGAGGCGGAGUGGGUCUGGGACGGGACGGACCCGCAGGACGCCGCGGAGAUGGAGGAGUUCGAAAGGGUGACGCGCGCCGCCGGGCUGCUCGACGAGAACCCGGGCGGCCAGGAGAGGUUCGAGAGGGAGUGGGAGCAGAUGGAGGAUGAGAUCUACCGCCAGGUGCUCGCCAUCGGCUCCUUCGCGAGGUUGGAUAAUGAUGGGGAUGGACGUAGGGAAUUCGGCCGUCAAACUGCACUGCACACCUAUCUUGGCGACGUUGAUGAUAUACCGGGCAGAAAAGCUACUCUCUUAGAUGCUGGUUCCAUCCUCACCUUGCCAAUGCUCUUUCUUCAUGGUGUCGUCCUGUUUCCUGGAGCUACCUUGCCUCUGAAACUAAUUGAGGCUAGGUUUGUGGCAGCUGUCGAGAAGGCUUUAAGGCGUGAUGAUGCUCCGGACACAAUAGGCGUGGUUCUCAUGCACGGACGGCCAAAUCAUCGAAAUUAUGCUAAUGCUUCAGUUGGAACCACAGCAGAGAUACGGCAACUUGGACGGUCGGAUGAUGGUUCAAUAAAUGUUAAAGCACGUGGUCAGCAACGAUUUCGUCUGAUCCGUUACUGGUCGGAUGUUGAUGGGGUGGUGUGGGGUGAGGUUCAAAUCAUUGAGGAAGAUCCUCCACUGAGAACUCCAAGAGGUGCAUUUGCACAGCUAGCUGCAUCUAGGAGCUGCCGGCUGCAUACUUCUUCACCAGUUAUGAGCUUGGAUGUGUCACCAAUGAAACAACAGGGCCAUAUGGAUUCAGGCCUAGAUUGUGAUACUCCUUCUGCAAGUGAUUCAAGCUCACAGUCUAGCAAUUCAACGAAGCCUUCUGGUCAGUCAGGCGAGAAUACCAACAUGGAUGAGGAGGAUUAUAUUUGCUCGACACCCUCGAGCUCAAGAACAGAUACAAAGCACCAGCACCAGUACAAUGCUGCUAAUUACUCGAAGAAGCCUCUUCAGGCAUCAUUGGCCUUUUGGCCUCAAUGGGCUUAUGAAAUGUAUGACCCAUAUUCACUUGCCUGUAGAGCUGCUGAUUUGUGGAGACUGAUAAUCAAAACGCCAAGCAUUGAUGAGCUUGUAAAAAAACCAGAUCUUUUGUCAUUUUACAUCGGAAACCAACUUCCAGUAUCGGAAACUGUGAGACAAAAAUUGCUGGAGAUUAAUGGGGUUUUGUAUCGCCUACGAAGGGAGAUCCAGCUUCUAAAGGCCUGUGAUCUCAUAAAAUGUGGAUACUGCAAGUCCGAAAUAGCAAAACACAGCGAUGUGGUGGUGAUGUCUAGCGAUGGGCCUCUUGGUACUUACGUUAACAAUCAUGGGUACGUGCAUGCAACGAUUACUGUGAACAAUGCAAUGGGGCUUGCUCUCGAGGGGGAUCCCACAGAAGAACACAGCUGGUUUCCAGGAUACGCCUGGACUAUCGCGUCGUGCGCGUCCUGCGGUUCCAACAUAGGCUGGCUGUUCAGUACCACCAAGAGGCACCUCCACCCGAAAUCCUUCUGGGGGAUCCGCAGCUCCCAGAUUGCGGAUGUUGUAGAUGUAGAACAACAACAGGAGGAAGAAUGAUGCCGCCCUCCAUGUACAGCGAACCCUGUCUUGAAUUGUGCCGUCUUCUUUUUCUCCGUUUCCGCAGACUUAGAACCUAGACCGAGAGCGUGGCGCCUGCGCCAUCCUUGUCGCGCUCUCGUUUUUAGCCUAGCCCCAUAUAUACCCGCCGUUCAUCGUCAGAGUGGUAGCCAGUGAAGUUCCUGGGAGACUAAUAACCACCCUCUUCUUGGCCAUGUUGUGUGUACUGUCGUUUGUGUGUGCGCGUAGUCCGUUUCAGAAAUCUGCUGAGAUGCAUGUAGUGCACACACCUAGGCUGGCUAAUAAGUUUACCGGAUGCUAAACAAGGCAUGUCUGUGGAAGUCUGUACUUAAAUAAGCGUGUUAUGUUGAAACAAAAGUCCACCUGCA
This is a messenger RNA of Triticum aestivum (bread wheat), 2093 nucleotides long. Its product is annotated as protein cereblon. Gene Ontology annotation, biological process: protein ubiquitination. Bases 121 to 1704 code for a protein of 527 amino acids. NCBI's taxonomy places the organism in Eukaryota, Viridiplantae, Streptophyta, Magnoliopsida, Poales, Poaceae. Gene Ontology annotation, cellular component: Cul4A-RING E3 ubiquitin ligase complex. The transcript is spliced from 10 exons. The record is from RefSeq and is a predicted model, not a curated record.